CGCUCAGUUGUUUUCCCGGAUUCUCCCAGAUCGCACGAGAAUCUAGUUGCUCGUUGUUUUCCAAUGUUGUAGACAAACAAGAUGAUUACAGCAUGGGUCCUAUGGGUCCUAGCGCUAGCGCUGUCCGGCGCGGCCGCGGCUGAGCGCGGAGGGUCGCUUCGCGGCGCUUUAGAGGCUUUGCAACGGCGCCAGCGGGGGCGGGCGCCCCCCAUGGCUCCCGACUAUAAUCUGUACGAAGUUCUCCCUCCGAACGGUUACGUCCCAGAUACUGAUUACACUGUGGAUACCGAAGAUUUAGAAGAAGACCCGGAAACUAACUAUAUUCUCAAGCUUCUAGAAGAGAAUGACAGACCCAUCGAAGAUUAUGAGUACAAACUAGUUAAGAAGAAGAGCAACCACUUGGGCCCAGUGGGGAUUAAUAGGAAAGAGUCAGCUUUUCGCGAGAGGAGCCAUCAUUCCGACAACGAUAGACUACGGGAUCUGUUCACGGAUAGGAAUGAGGUUGAGAACCCUAAGGAGGUGCAGCAAGAUCGCGCUGAAAACGAUGCUGAAUACGCCUUACUGCUAGGCCAGUUGUGGUCAAAGUACAAAAACAAUAAGCAACAUAACUCAGAAGGAGCUCCACAAGGAGUCGUUAAACUUUACAAAGAAAAGAUUGUCAAAAAACGAUACCCAGAUAAUUGGGGUCCUAUUGCGUUUAAGAAAAAGAGAAGUCCUGAAGCUGAAAACGAACGCUCCGCGAUGACAAAUUUUGAUGACUCUAAAGUCUUACCAGGACCUGUAGAUCUCAAUAAUUUCAACGUCUACGACCAGCCUGAUGACGAUAAUGAUGACUUGCGUGAAGAAUACGCAAUCGCUUUUCAACCUCUAGAUGAUGACAGUCUAUCGGAUUUAGCGGAUGACGACCAAUACCGGUACGAUGUAAUCGAGAAACGUUUUCCCGUGACCAAGCGGAGCAGUGGACCGUACGACUGGGGUAAACCAAAGACAAAGAAACGCUUUGCCCAAGAUCAGGACAAGCGUGAAGUUUCUAAAAGAUUCAGAAGCAGUUCUGGCACUGAUCCAAAAAUUAUUAAAGAUUUAUCGAAAUUAUUUGGUGAGGCCGAUGUAGAACUUAUUAAGAAUCCUGUCAAGAGAAGCAGUGAUCAGGAAGGAAACUCCUUUGAGACCAAACCGCCACAGCUCGCACACAACAUACCAACUCACAAUCAUACCAACGAACGAUCUAAUGUUUCUACAUCACCCGAUGAUGCUAGUCAUGAACAUCAUCACAAUUUACAUCACCCUGGAAUAUCUGGCAAGGAAGUUGAGCAUGUGCACGAUCACGAUCAUAGUGACACUGAUAAACCUAUUACAAUCAAAAAGAAAUCAAUUGACUGGUCCACAUACUUCGGGAUCGAUAAGCGCAAGAAGAAAUCUGUAUCUUUUAAUGAUUUCAAUGAAAAUAAGCUGAGGAAACAAUAUUUUGACACAUUCAAUAAAGAAGUAAUGUAUCCUUUAAAUUCCUUUCGAAAACACAGCAAUGUGAAAAGGAACUACGUACAGCGUCCUGAAAAUGAAGAAACAGAAAUACAAAUAGACAAUGAAAGAGCUAUCGCAGUACGUGACGGUGAUAAAAGAAACACCGCCCAAGAACAGGAAUCGAAAUUAGACAACAUCGAUAAGAAACUGAGAAAUAUGGAAGGGAUGAUAGUAGACGAAGCACUACAUUAUUCAAACGCUGGUGAAGAACUAGAUACCAAGGAAGAACAGGAGAUGAAGGAAAAACUGCUUUCUCGAUUGGCUGCGGCAUACAGCUUGGAGAAGAUGAGAAAGGCCCUGAGAGAGUUCAAGCAAAGCUUGCAAACGCAGAAGCCUGAUACUACCAUGGGACCCUCGCAUAUGCCAAUCGAAGAGGCGAAAGAGAAGCGUGUAGCCGUCAAGAAAGAGAAAGUAGACAUCAAUAAUAACGAGAUUCCUCUAUUCAACAAAGGAGAUGAUAAGGAGGAUGACUUUGAGGAAGAGCAAGGGGCCGGUCACUAUUUGAAUGGCAAGAUUGAGAAUCAGUUCUCUGAAGGCUACAUGGGUGGAAGUGGAAGGCAUCGCACACCGGUUGUCGCAACAGGUACUGCCACAGGCGCCUGCCCAGUUCUGGCCAAGAUCGUGCAGCGUUGCCGCGGAGUCGACCUUCUAGCCGGAGACCGUGGGCAGCUGUUCCUGCCUCUCUGCAGCCUGCACCAGAUAUGCUACCUAUGUGGCGAGGCACCACCGACUACCUGCGACCUAGUAUUCCUCUCCGAAGCCGACACGACUUGUGAAGGCGACACAGGCUGCCAGCGCGCCGCGCGUUCCGCCCUCAUGGCGCUCCGUGAACUGCACGACAGCCUGGCAGACGAGCUCGACGGCGAAUGCGAGGCCAGCCCCUGUCUCCCGGCCACUCUCAAACUCAACAUCGGAUGGCAACGCGCCUUACAGCGACGUCCACACUUCACGACAACAUCAUUAAUAGGUACAACGCGUGUGAACAAACAUAUAAAAACAAAAAAGUUUAAUAAAACGGAGGAAAAUACCUGUGAGAAAGAAAUAACGUUAAGUGAUAAAGUAACAAAAGAGAUGAAUGAAAUACGUGACACUGAUUUAAAUGAUAAGGGAUUUGACAAUCCGGCGGCGACCGAAGAUGACGGAUCGAAUUUGAGGCCAGAUUUGGUCAUCAGUGUACAGCCAAGACAAAACGAGUCCCGCGCCGAGCUCCCGGUGUCCACGUUAGAUUGGCGCUCCGCCCCUCGAGGCCAGUUCAUCCCAGUCCAUGGACUAGAUUUUCUCAUCGGUGUGUCCACGCUACAGAUCCAACAGACGGUGGAGCUGGAUGAUUUAAUUUCAAGAGUAGACUCCGAAAACCGCUACAUAGUCCGAGUACCGAACGGCGAAUCGCUAUACCUGGCCAGCGAGGUGUCGAGCCAGACGCAACGAUGUCUGUGCGGGUCUGGCCGUGCCUUCGUGAUGCAUCUCCAUGACAACACGAGGCAGGAGGCGAUGCAAAUGCAGAGGCGGCUAGCUGCAGCCUCCUGCUGCUUCCCUUGCAGAUUACAGUUUGCCCCUCGUAUCUGUCUCCAGGAAAUGAAAGUGAUAACUCCCCCCGGAGACUACAUUGGUCGCGUACAGCAGCAGUGCACGUGGGUGGUACCGUUCUACCUGGUGAGAGACGCCAACGACCAGGUCAUAUUCGCUGUUGAGGGACCGGCGGUCAUGAGGCGGAGCGCGCUCAUGCUUUCAGAGUUCAAGAUAAUGACAGGCGAUGCGCUCCGAGAGGUUGGAAAGAUCGCUCACGGCUGGGACCGCGAGUUAGUCAGCUUCACGACCACCCUCUCUAUGCCGCACAACGCGGUCCAGCCGCGGCAUAAGGCACUGCUGCUGGCGGCUUCGUUCCUGCUGGAAUACACAUAUUUUGAAAGAGCAAAAUCGAGUUGUCUUCGGUGUAAUUGUUUGUAACAGAUUUUUUAAGGACAUAAUUAUUAUAUUGUAAAA
Messenger RNA from Cydia splendana, 3504 nucleotides. RefSeq lists its product as uncharacterized. Gene Ontology annotation, biological process: plasma membrane phospholipid scrambling. Gene Ontology annotation, molecular function: phospholipid scramblase activity. The record is from RefSeq and is a predicted model, not a curated record. The transcript is spliced from 12 exons. Lineage: Eukaryota; Metazoa; Arthropoda; Insecta; Lepidoptera; Tortricidae. Bases 82 to 3468 code for a protein of 1128 amino acids.